This is a messenger RNA of Effrenium voratum, 1395 nucleotides long. The record is from the annotation of a GenBank genome assembly. NCBI's taxonomy places the organism in Eukaryota, Dinophyceae, Suessiales, Symbiodiniaceae.
AUGGCUAUGUCAAGGGAUGAUCAAUGGGCCCUGACUUGGGCAGACCUGCAGCAAAUCUUCGAAGAAUGCGAGCGGAAGGAUUUUUCAUGCCGAGGCUUUAGCCAUUUCAUUGAAACUGGCACUUUCCUCGGCCAGACAGUAAUCGCUUUGUCUCAACAUUUCAGGGAACUGCACACCAUCGAGCUGAGUCCUCAAUGUUUCGAGGCGGCGAAACUCUUUGCCUGGAAAGCCUCUCGGUCAAUCCACUUCCAUCUGGGGCAGUCCACCGAGAUCUUGAAAAAGCUGCUGCCCAAGAUCAGCGGCCCAUCAGUCCUCUACUUGGACGCGCACUGGUCGGGCUCAGUGACAGCGGGACUCGAGCAGGAAGUUCCUUUGAUGGAUGAGCUUCAUCUGAUUUGCGAGCUUCUUCCCCAUGCUUGCCUCAUCAUCAUCGAUGAUUUGGAUCUCUUUGCCAAGGUCAACAGCUUUGAAGCCAUCAACCAACAGACUGGAACCAGUAGUGGGUACCAUUCAGCAGAUUGGCGCCCGAUUACCUGUGAGUCCAUCAAGAUGCACUGCACCCGUCGGGCCGUUGGUUGCUUUCAACUUGGAGACCGCUUCGUCAUCAUGUUGCGCUGUGAGGGUGGUCUUUCGGCAGCUUCCCAUGCGGAUGUGAAGCCGUCGCUUGAUACUGCGGCUGCCGUUUGUCCGGACCUGGUCUUGAGAUCUAGGCUUAGCGCACAAGGCAAGAACUUGUGGAUUUCAACCCCGGGGCUUCGAUUGCAAGCCAGCAGUUUGGACAGAGUUCGGUCGCAAGGAAAGUGGUGGCAGCGGAUUGCUGAUGCCAUGGAGAGAGAGUAUUCCAACACGCUGGGAAGCGCUUCCACCAAAUUCAAAGAUUUGCAAGACCAGAUGGAACGAGAGCGGGCGAAGACGGCAAAGCUGUGCAAAGAAUCCGUGGACAACAAUUUGACUCAUCAGCAAUGCGUUGCCCUGCACGAUGAUUUAAUUGAGGCGUUCAUGGCGGAGGCCUUUCAGCAGAAGUUGACUGCUGCUUGGACAGCGGCCGGCGGCAACAAAGCAAAAGAACAGAAAGCAAAGCGUGAGACAUGCCUACCAUUACAACUUCCAGUUAUGGAGAAAUUCGGCUUUGAGGCAUCUGAAAAGGGUGUGUUUGCGUGUUUGUGGUCAAUUCGGACGACGUUUUUCAACUUCAAGAAGAUUGAAGAGAUGGACCAGGAAUUGCUCGCAAAGGCCACGUUGUUGGAUUUCCUCGUCAGCCCCGACAAGCAGCCGACUUCAGACCUCUCAGACUGGGCCAGUUGUACAUAUCCCAAGACAUAUCCAGAUCUUUGCCGGAUGCGAAGCUCUAUGAAGCUCUCGAAGAAUGACCUUGGCGACCUCAUCCUGCAAUGA